AGUUACACCUUGCUGCGUCCCACCCAUAAAACCUGUGUGCAUUUGCCAUAAAAGUGCACAGGUGGGUCUGUGAGACGUGGACAGAGGACAGCUACGGACCCAAAUGGAGAGCAAGACUCCGUCCAAAGGUCCUGUCGGAGCAGGUGCCUGUGGUCUGCAGCCCCUUCCUGAGGUAGCCGAGCCCGAAGACCUGAGCAAUGUGGAGGGCAGCAAGUGCCAACCCGGACACCCUGCAGGGGCAAGAGAUGCAAAGGAGGUGCACUCAUUGGACAGCUCUCCGUCUUCCUCGGAGAGCGAGGACGAGGGUCUCUGCAAGAAAGACAAGAAGAAGAAAAAGCUGAAAAAGAAAACAAAGAAGAAGAAGAAGAAGGAUUCCAGCUCAUCCUCUUCCUCCUCCUCCUCCUCCUCCUCCUCCUCCAGUAGCUCUUCAGAGAGUGACAGCGAGGAUGACAAGAAGAAGAAGAAGAAAAAGCAGAAGAAGGACGAAGGGCAGAAAGAGUGUGUCCGGGACGAUGUUAUCAUAUGUAGUCCUGGUGGCCAGAUGGAGCAGCCGGGUGCAGAAGGUGCAGAAGGUGUGAAGAUGAGCCAGGAUUGUAACUCCUCAGAUGGUGAAGAUGACAAGAAGAAGAAGAAGAAGAAGAAGAAGAAGAAGAAGAAGCAGGACAAGAAGAAGAAGAAAAAGAAGAAGGAUUCGUCUUCUUCCUCAUCUGACUGUUCCUGCUCCGACUGCGAGGACGAAAAGAAGAAGAAGAAGAAGAAGAAGAAGAAGAAGAGGAAGAAGAAGGACUCAAGCUCCUCUUCCUCAGACAGCUCUUCAUCAUCCUCUGACAGCGAGGAUGACAAGAAGAAAAAGGACAAGAAGAAGAAGAAGAAGAAAAAGAAAGACAAGAAAAAGGAUUCCAGCUGCUCGUCUUCAUCUUCAUCUUCUGACAGUGAUAAAGAUGAGAAGAAAAAGAAGAACAAGAAGAAGAAGAAGAAGAAGAAGAAGAAGAAUGACAAGGAAAAGAAGAACAAGAAACACGAUGAAGAGCAGAAUGAGCUCUGCGGUGGAGCUGCUCCUCCAGCUUCUGGUGAGUGUUUUUCUGCAGGUGGUGAGACUCCGGGACCAAGUGCUGAUGGAGAGAAAAAGAAAGACGAUUCUGCCGACAAGGUCAAGAAAGAGCCUAAAGAAAAAGAAAAAUGUGGAGCAAAGGCCUUCGCUGACGCUAUUGAGGAAGGCCACCUGAGUGACGACGAGGGAGAAGGAGAGAACCACAAGAAGAAGAAGAAGAAGAUGCUGAAGAAGAAGAAGGAGAAGGGUUCCGGCUCAUCAUCAGACAGUGAUGACGACGAAGAAGACAAGAAGAAGAAAAAGAAGAAGAAGGAGAAGGACUCCUCCAGCUCCUCCUCUUCGUCUGAUAGUUGCUCCUCAGAUAGUGAUGAGGACAAGAAGAAGAAGAAGAAGAAGAAGAAGAAGGAUUCUGGAUCCUGCUCGUCUUCUUCAUCCUCUGAUAGCGAAGAGGACAAGAAGAAGAAGAAGAAGAAGAAGAAGAAGAAGAAGAAGAAAAAGAAGAAGAAGAUGAAGGAUAAGGACUCCUCGUCUUCUUCAUGCUCUGAUAGUGAAGAGGACAAGAAGAAGAAGAAGACGAAGAAGAAGAAGGAUAAGGACUCCUCGUCUUCUUCAUGCUCUGAUAGUGAAGAGGACAAGAAGAAGAAGAAGAAGAAGAAGAAGAAGAAGAAGAAGACGAAGAAGAAGAAGGAUAAGGACUCGUCCUCUCCUUCAUGCUCUGAUACUGAAGAGGACAAGAAGAAGAAGAAGAAGAAGAAGAAGAAGUCCUCUUGCGCUGAGAGUGAUGACGACAAGAAGAAGAAGAAGAAGAAGAAAGAUAAGAAGAAGAAGAAGAAAAAGAAGGAUUGUUCCUCUGGAUCGUCCAGUGAUUCGAGUGAUAAUGACAAGAAGAAGAAGAAGAAGAAGAAGAAGAAGAAAAGGAAAGAUAAGAAGAAAAAGAAAGACAAGAAGAAGGACUCCGAUUCUUCUACCAGUGCUGAUGACAAAAAGAAGAAGAAAGACAAGAAGAAGAAAAAGAAGGACAAAAAGAAGGACUCAAAGUCCAGUUCAUCGUGUCCAUCUGACGGCAGUGACAAGGAGAAUAAAAAGGACAAGAAGAAGAAGAGGUCUGGUUCAUCAGGAAGUGAAACUGACAAUAAGAAAAAGAGGGAAUGCUCUGAUGGCGAGCGAGGCGGCGAAGAUCCCGGUGCCGGUCGGGCCGGACUUUCAGCUCCCGGUGGCAGCUGCUCUACGCCUGCCGCUGCUCCCGCCGUCCCCUACGUGUCCCUCCCCUCCAAACCUGUUGUGAAGAUGGAUCCUCUGCGUCCUUCAACUGUCUGCCGGCCCUCUGCCCCUGUCUCCUCUGCCCCCGCCUCUUCUGCCCCUGUCUCCUCUGCCCCCGCCUCUUCUGCCCCUGUCUCCUCUGCGCCCGCCUCUUCUGCCCCUGUCUCCUCUGCGCCCGCCUCUUCUGCCCCCGCCUCUUCUGCCCCUGUCUCCUCUGCGCCCGCCUCUUCUGCCCCUGUCUCCUCUGCGCCCGCCUCUUCUGCCCCUGUCUGCUCUGCCCCCGCCUCUUCUGUCCCUGGGUCCUAUGUCCCUGGGUCCUUUGUCGCUGGCUCCUAUGUCCCUGGGUCCUAUGUCCCCGGCUCCUCGAGUGUUGGAGAUAAGGCCCCCAAUCGUAGGCCUCCCAGCCCCAUGGAGGCCCUGAUGGGGAGCCCGAGGCGGUACGGCUCCUCCCAUCUCAGCUCAAGCGACCUAUUGAAAGGCCCCAAGCCUUAUCAAUGAUGAGAUCAAAACACGCGUUACUCGUGUUUCCUUUUAAAGCAACUGGAGGAUGUCGACCAUGAGAGGAGAUAUGAUUCCUUGAUUUCAUGCUGGAUAAAUGUGAUGACUGGUGGAAAAACGUAUUGUGACACGAUGAAAAUGUCCAAGAUGAGAAGUAUAAUCCAAACAUGGAAAGUCACGAUUGUGUUUUUAAUCAAUAAAGCGCACAUGUGUAAUAAUA
Gasterosteus aculeatus aculeatus (three-spined stickleback) is the source of this 3029-nucleotide messenger RNA. The record is from RefSeq and is a predicted model, not a curated record. NCBI's taxonomy places the organism in Eukaryota, Metazoa, Chordata, Actinopteri, Perciformes, Gasterosteidae.